This is a messenger RNA of Monosiga brevicollis MX1, 2196 nucleotides long. RefSeq lists its product as uncharacterized. The transcript has 15 exons. The record is from RefSeq and is a predicted model, not a curated record. Gene Ontology annotation, cellular component: mitochondrial matrix. The coding region runs from base 1 to 2076 and encodes 691 amino acids. NCBI's taxonomy places the organism in Eukaryota, Choanoflagellata, Craspedida, Salpingoecidae. Gene Ontology annotation, molecular function: L-glutamate gamma-semialdehyde dehydrogenase (NAD+) activity.
AUGGCUGGCAGUGGCUCUCUCUCUCUCACUCUCUCUCUCUCUCUCUCAAUUCUCUCUCUCAAGUCUCUCUCUCAAGUCUCUCUCUCUCUCUCUCUCUGUAACUCUAUGGCAGGUCGUCCAGACAUCAACGGGCUAUCAGCAAGAACAACUUUUUCUCUCUCAGAUUUCUCUCUCUCUCUCUCUCUCUCUCUCUCUCUCUCUCUCUCUCUCUCUCUCUCUCUCUCUCUCUCUCUCUCUCUCUCUCUCUCUCUCUCUCUCUCUCUCUCUCUCGUCUCUCUUUCCUUUUGGUCAUUUUUUUUUCAGUUGGUCUUGGUCCAUCCGCGUCGCGGCACAGUGAUUUUGAAACCCCCGACCCCUCCAACGCUCUCCGCCACGAUGGCGCUCGUUCGCUCCAUCCAGCAAACCGUCCGCACCACUGGUGUUCGUGCUGCCCAGCAGGUGCGCGCUCUGGGCAACGGCCUGCCCCCCGUGUACAAUGAACCCGUUUGGGACUACGUCAAGGGUGUCGAUGAUGACAACCGCGCCAACAUUCGCGAGGCUUGCCAAGUGGUUCGCAAUGAAACCGUGGACAUUCCCUGCGUCAUCAACGGCGAGGAAAUUUACUCGGGCAACACCGUGGACCAGCUCGCUCCCUCCCAACAUGAACUCACCAUCGCCCGUAUCCAUCACGCCGACGAAGCCAUGAUCAAGCGUGCCAUUGACGGUGCCGUGGAAGCUCGUAAAGAGUGGGAGCUCAUGCCCUGGGAACACCGAGCGGCCGUCUUUCUCCGCGCUGCGGAUAUGCUCACCACCGAAUACCGCUUCCGUGCCUUGGCCACGACCAUGAUUGGUCAGGGCAAGAACGUCUACCAAGCUGAGAUUGAUGCCGCCGCCGAGGCCGCUGAUUUCUUCCGCUUUGGUGUCCACUAUGCCAACGAAAUCUUGCACCAGCAGCCGGAACACCACGCUGCUCACGUCUGGAAUCGCUUGACCUACCGAGCUCUCGAGGGCUUUGUUGCGGCUGUGCCGCCCUUCAACUUUACGGCCAUUGGCGCCAACCUCGGCGCCUGUCCUGCCAUCAUGGGCAACUCGGUUCUCUGGAAACCCACUGAGACGGCAGCCCUCAGCAACUUUACCAUCUUCCAAAUCCUGCGCGAGGCCGGCAUUCCCGAUGGUGUGAUCCAAUUUGUCCCCUCAUACGGCCCGACCUUUGGUGACACGGUGGCCGCUGAUCCCCGCCUCGCUGCCAUCAACUUUACGGGCAGCACCAAAACCUUUGACCACCUGACGCAGCUGGUGGCCAGCCGCGUCUCGACGUACAACACUUACCCCCGAUUGAUUGGAGAGUGUGGUGGUAAGAACUUCCACUGGCUGCACGAAUCGGCCGAUGUUGAGGACACGGUCAACGGCACCAUCCGCUCGGCCUUUGAGUACCAGGGUCAAAAGUGCUCCGCCUGCUCGCGGGUGUACGUGCCUCGCAGCCUGUGGCCCGAGUACAAGGCCGGCAUGAUUGAGGCCCUCAAGGAAUUGCGCGUCGGUCAGCCGGAUGAGUUUUCUUCCUUCAUGACGGCCGUCAUUGACGAGAAGAGCUUUGACAAGAUCUCUGGUUACAUUGAGCACGCCCGUCAGAGUGAUGACUACGAGAUUCUCUUUGGCGGCGAAUGCGACAAGAGCACGGGCUACUUUAUCCAGCCAACCAUGAUUCAGACGACCGACCCCAAGUCCCGCCUGAUGCAGGAGGAGAUUUUCGGCCCCGUGGUGACGGCCUAUGUGUACGAGGAUGAGGACUGGGAGUCAUGCCUUCAGACUGUCAACGAGACCUCGCCCUACGGUCUCACCGGUGCCGUCUACGCACGUGAUCGCUCUGUGAUUGACACGAGCCUCCGGGUGCUGCAUCACGCCGCCGGCAACAUCUACAUCAACGCCAAGUCCACGGGUUCUGUGGUGGGCCAGCAACCCUUUGGUGGCGCUCGUCGCUCGGGCACCAACGACAAGGCAGGUGCCGCCAACUACCUCCUGCGCUUCACUUCCAUCCAGUCCGCCAAGGAGUGCCUCUACCGCCUCCCCGACUGGCGCUAUGAGUACAUGGAGGAUUAAGUGUGUUGUUUCCUUGUUUCUCUUCCGCUUUGACCUAUCUGGAGAGGGAGCCUUUGGCGCUGUCCCAGCCACUUUGAAUGAAGCUUGUUACCCAACAAGAAUUAAAAUGAUGGUUCCAAC